CAAGCUCAUAAAAAAUAAACCAAACCAAGCUUGAACAAUCAUUUCAAAAGCUUGGUUCAUUUUAAGCUCGACUCGGUUACCUUAUCAAACAAGCUUGAACACCCCAAAACUUGGCUUGGCUCGACACGUUUACAACCUUAAUGGAGAAGGUACAAUUUGCCACCUAUUUCUUCCGGGGAUGAGUAGUGGAUUGGUGGCAUGUGCGGAAGCAAACGUUUAGGACUUGGUCCAUAUCCUGGAAGCAAUUCAAGGAGGCAUUUGAAAGUAAAUAUUAUCCAGAAGCAUUUAAAGAUGUGAGAUGUCAAGAAUUUUUGAGUAUUCGCCAAGAAGAUAAAAAUGUAAUGGACUAUUGUGCGGAAUUUGACAAGUUGGCAGAAUUUUGGUCAUCAUCAGUAGCUACUUGUGCAGACCGUCAGAAACAUUUCAUUCAGGGACUUGCGCCUUAUAUCCGGAUUAAAAUGUCUAGAUUGAUUCACACAAGCUUUUAGGAGACCUUAGACAGAGCCAUUUCUAUUGAGGCGAUACGACGAAGAUUAAAUAAGGAAAAGGAACAACACUAAAAUAAAUCCCAAUCAGAUCAUUGAGGAAAAGAACGACAACGUGAUAGAUGAAACUCUCAUAACAAGGAACAAGAUGAAGGAAACAUCAUGGAGGGUUCCCCUCUAUUUAAGAAGAAAGCAAAGAAUAAGAACACAUCAUUUCAGGGAUUCUCACGCUCGACUAACACCUACUAGAAGGGAAGAUCAAAUGAUUCAGAAGUUGUAGGUUAGAGUUGAUGUUAUCUUUGUGGGCGGGAUGGACAUCGGACUUUGAGGUGUCAACUAGAUCAUGAUAUUUGUUUUUAUUGCAAACUGCCUGGGCGCCAAAGCAAAGAUUGCAUGUUAUGAGCACAUGAGUCCAGGAAACCGGGACACAACAAGGACAGGCAUUCCAACAACCUCAGCCCCAAUCACAAUCACAAAGGAGUCAACAAAGAUAUCAACCAACUUGGUCACAACCACAUACUUCUCAACAACAAUAUCCACAAUCACAGAUGUACCAAUGACAGGCACAACCAAUACCUCCAUACCAAUCUACCUAAUAUUUCUACUCUACUCAGCCGACUCAAGUUCCCACACAACCCCUUCUGACGUACGUGCCCGCUGGAGCCCCAUCUCAGGAGCCUGCUACUAGACGGGUUUAUGCAAUGACUAAUGAGGAUGCAUGACGAGCUGAUGGAUCAAUUAUCAAAGUUUUAGGUAGAACGUGUUCCACGCAUUCACCUCCUCUCCUUCUUGGCCAAGGACCUUCCUCUCCUCACUGUGGCUAUCUCCUCUCUACCACCCUUCUAGACAAUCUCUACUUCACGACCUACUUAGGUUCAAAGGCCUGAGGUCGCUGCUUAACUGAUCUCAUUGCCCUUGCUCAUCUAUCUUGGCGAUAAAAUGAUAUCUGCAAUUAGUUGGGUACCAAAGGGAGCUUCUAAGGUCUCCCCGGUGGAGGUUGAACCACCCUCCAUAGAAGAAAUUGAGGAGAUUUUGAGCACAGGAGCAUUGGAAAAAGGUGGAGACAGUGAUGUCGAGGAAGGAGAGGAUAUGGAUGUCGAUGCUUCCAUAGAAGAAGAUGAGGUAGUGCAUGCAUUGGCUGCAGCUAAAGCUUUGUCUAACAAAGCGGAUAAGAGUUCUAGUUGUUUCCCUGAUAUAGCUGAUAGCCUUCGAGAACUUGACAUGGAUCACUAUGAUGAUGAGGAUGAUGGAAUUGAGCUAUUUAGUACUGGUCUAGGCAACAGUUACUAUCCAAGUAAUGAUAUGGACCCUUAUCUGAAGAACAAGGAUGAUGAUGAUGAUGACGAUGACGAUGACGAAGACGACGAUGAGAUAGAAGAUAUGACCAUAGAACCAACUGAUGCAGUUAUAGUCUGUGCAAGAAAUGAAGAUGAAGUCAGUCAUCUUGAGGUUUGGAUUUUUGAAGAAUCGGAGGAUGGAGAUUCAAACAUGUAUGUUCAUCAUGACAUAAUCCUUGCAGAUUUUCCCCUCUGCACGGCAUGGUUAGAUUGUGGCCGUAAAGGUGAUGAGAAAGGCAAUUUCAUAGCUGUUGGCUCCAUGGAGCCUGCUAUUGAGAUAUGGGACCUUGAUCUUGUUGAUGAAGUUCAACCUUUUAUGGUCCUAGGGGGUGUCUCGAGAAAGAAGAAAACAGGGAAAAAGACCUCCGUCAAAUACAAAAAAAAUAGUCAUAGGGACUCUGUACUUGGGCUUGCAUGGAAUAAGGAAGUGAGGAAUGUUCUAGCUAGUGCAAGUGCAGACAAAACUGUGAAGAUAUGGGAUGUAGUUACUGGCAAAUGUGCUGUAACUGUUGAGCAUCAUAAAGACAAGGUCCAAGCAGUUGCAUGGAGUCGAUAUUCUCCUGAAAUACUUAUCAGUGGUUCUUUUGAUCCAUCAGUUGCUGUGAUGGAUAUGAGAUCAAGUUCUCAAGUCUGCAACGAAUGGUCUGUCACAUCUGAUGUUGAAAGUUUAGCAUGGAACCCACACUCAGAGAACACAUUUGUGGCAAGUCUUAACGAUGGUACUGUUCAAGGUUUCGACAUCCGGGCUUUGUCAGACUCCAGCUCCAGCGCCAGCUCUAAUUCCAAACCAACUUUCACACUUAAGGCUCAUGAUAAAACUGUUACUUCAAUCUGCUUCAACCCUGCAGCUCCAAAUUUCCUUGCUACAGGUUCAACAGAUAAAACGGUGAAAUUGUGGGACGUGUCAAACAAUCAACCAUCAUGCAUUGUAUCUCAGAAAUUCAAGGCGGGUGCAAUAUUCUCUAUAGCCUUUUCAGAUGAUUGCCCUUUCUUGUUAGCUAUUGGAGGUUCUAAAGGGAAAUUGGAAGUGUGGGACACCCUAUCUGAACCAAAAAUUGCCAAUAGAUAUGGCAAGAGAGGUGAUGGAAGUAAUCCAGCACCAUCAUCAGAUUGAGCUUUGACGUGUUCAGUUUUGAGCUUUAAAAUGUGAGGAUGUUUUGAGCAGACUUUUUUUUGCCCCCCUUUUCCUUACUAUUUUAAAUCUGUCACCUUAACAAUUAAGAAGAUCCAAAUUUUAUUUUAAAUUUUUGUCGAAUCGAAAUGUAUAGGAUGGAAAGCACUUUUUAUUUAAUUGACAAAUUUCUGAGUUUUUUUUAAA
Messenger RNA from Zingiber officinale, 3140 nucleotides. RefSeq lists its product as uncharacterized. Gene Ontology annotation, molecular function: protein binding. The record is from RefSeq and is a predicted model, not a curated record. NCBI's taxonomy places the organism in Eukaryota, Viridiplantae, Streptophyta, Magnoliopsida, Zingiberales, Zingiberaceae. Gene Ontology annotation, biological process: rRNA processing. Gene Ontology annotation, cellular component: nucleus. The transcript has 17 exons. The coding region runs from base 1425 to 2936 and encodes 503 amino acids.